Molecule: messenger RNA, 2427 nt
Organism: Naegleria lovaniensis
Lineage: Eukaryota; Heterolobosea; Eutetramitea; Acrasida; Naegleriidae
Exons: 3
Coding region: 1-2427 (808 amino acids)
Source: RefSeq, a predicted model, not a curated record
AUGAAUGAUAUCUUCAACUCGUUUCAUUUGAGUCCAAAAGAUGACUCGUGCAGUCCUGCAUCCAUGAUGCAACAACAACAACAGUUACAGGGAUCCCCAUCAAGAACAUCACUGCUUCAUACAAGUAAUAUGAACGGAAGCAACAACAGCGGAAGCAAGGGAUCCCAAUUGGAGAGUUAUUUUCGAAGUAAUAAUGGCGGUGCUGCCUCUACCGACAUUAGUCCAUAUUCUUCAAAUGAUGGGACAGAGGAUGUUCAUCCUCUUCAAAACACGGAUCAGUUGGCAUCAUUUCUGGAAGAUGAUAGCAAUUUGGAUCCAACUGUACAAAAAACAAAGGCCGAUAUUUCCACGUUGGAUGAGUCUCUCUUUUCAUUUGUAAGCAACCCAGACAACUUUUCGGAACCCAAGCCUCAAGAACACUCUUUAAUGUAUACAUUGGAACCUUCGCCAAUCAUGCAGCCUCCAUCACGACUUUCUUCUCAUAAAGACUCGAUACAAAACAACACGGAAAUGAUACAGAGCUUUAUCACUACAUGCGAAAGUUUGACUCAGUAUUUAGACGGAGAUUCACUAGGAAGCAUUGAGGACUUUUUUGUUGGAUCAUGCUAUGACAUUUCAAAGCUGGACGUAGACGAAAUGGUCAAGAUAUUUCAAGAUACAUAUGGAACAAACAGUCUUGAGUCGAAAAGAAGAUUUUCGAACAUGGUUUGCACAAAAAUAAUGCCACUCGUAGAUGAGGUCGUUCAAAGCAACGAGCAGUUCAUAGAAGAGACCAUUAAGAAAGAGGUUUGUUUCAACAUAUUUUUCUUUCUAACACGUUUUCAGAUCCAGAAAGAUGCCAGUGGAACCAACCAAAAAUUACUGUAUUUGUUAAUGAUAUUUGCUGCACUUCAAAGUAAAUCUAUAAAGGCACACAAGAAGCAAAUUGAGACGAUUAAGAAUGAAGAGGUUGCAACAACAGCAAGGGAGCUCGCAGACCAUGCUAAGAAGAUCAAAGAGUUUGUUUGUACAAUCCAAACAAAGGAUCAAAUAAUUGAAAAAGUUACGAAAGACAAUGAAAAUCUAUUGACCGAAUUAAAUGCAGGUUGCCAAGAAAUCGAAACGCUGGGACGAAAAGUGAAAAAUCUUAAAAACUGCAACAAGGAAGUUCAGCAAAAACUUGAGCAGAAGCAGCAAGAAAUUGAGAAUACACGAAGAGAUAUGUUUGCCUUAAAAUCAGAGCUGCUAGAAAGCGUUGAAAAGUUGAGACUGCAAUAUCAAAGUGAAAUUAAACAGAUGAGCAUGAUGAUAUCAUUAGAAGGCAAAACCAUGGAAAAUAAUGUGGUUGAGGAAUAUAAAAAUGAAGUUAAGCGACUGGAGCUCAUGCUAUUGAAGAAGGAAAAACAGAUUGAAAGUCAAAUCGAACGAGAAAUCGACCUAAAGAACACAAUGCGAGAAAUGCAUGAACGUUACACAGAGGCAGUGUCAAAGGUAAAUGAAAUAUCAAAACCAAGAGACGUUCUUCCUCAAGAUCAACACAUACCCUCCCUUAAUUUAACCUCUGAACUAUCAGAAGCGCUGCGAGAGAUGCGAGGUAUCAAAGAUCAUUUUUCUUCGCUUUUUGAGAAGGCAGUUGCUGUGCAACAAAACACUGUUGACGCACAGUCAAUCAUUACAAAGAAAGAGCUUGAUGAACUACGAAGAAAGCUAGAAAUGUAUCAAAUAGAACUUUCAUUAGAUCCUGAUGGUAGCAAAGAGGAAAUGAAAGACCUAAAAUCAAAGUUGGAAAGAAUACAAGCUCAAAAGGAAAUGCUUUGUGAGGAAAUCAAGAACUUAAAUCAAGAAUUAGCAACUCUCAGAGUUAUCUCACAAGAGAGAUCAUUUGAAAAGCAAAGAUACGAAACAAAAAUUAGUGAGCUAGUAGAAAACCAGAAGGGUAAAAUCUUUAGAGCAGCAAACCUUUUAACCGAGAACAAGAGAAUUCGAUUAUCUGUAGACUUGGCUGGUGCUGCUGGUGAACACGAGCUGUUACUGCAACAAAAUAAUAAGACUAUUUCCAAAGUGUCACAAAAAGAUGCAAAAUUGGACUCACCAGUUACUGAUUCUCAGAGAGUUAGAGAGCUAGAACAGCUGGUCCAAAAACUUCAAGAGGAAAAUGAUUUGCUGCGUAAGCCGGUUGUGAAACCAUCUUCUCAAUCUCCAAAAAGAACAAGUUUGGAUGACGCAAAUGAACAAAAAAGAUCAGACGUUCCAACCAUAUCUGUGGAAAAGGAAGAAGAAAGAAAGGAUGAGGUUUCCUACAGAGUGAUUCCUAUUGUCAAAAGAAAGCCUCUCCAACCCAGCCAAAUGAACAAUGUUGUUCCUCAGCCUACUGGUGUCAAGAUUACGAAAAAAGUACCCCCGGUUGUGGAAGGAAAGGAAAAUAAUGUUGUCUCUUCGUUGAGAUAG